AUGACAGGGUUAACGUACAUCGGACGCUAUGUAGCCCCGUGGUCUGGCUCCCAGACUGCCUUCCGGAACCUGUCGGUCGCGCGGUAUAUUCUCGACACUCUUGGUCUGUUAUAUCAUGGCUCGGCCGCCGGUGUCUUAUCAUCCGGGCGAAACGUCUCGCCAGAGAUCCCCGUCAAUCACGAGUUCCGGUACACCCUCCUUCCACCUGAUUAUACGCCGGAUUGCGCUGGAACCGCCGGUUCUGCCCUUCCUCUUUCCGCAUCCGCAGUAUCAACGAUUCCCCCAACGUGGCUCGGCCGUUGCGCACGCUUUGUCCCCCGAAAGGUAUCUAGUGUCCUCGGACGCAAAGGCACAGACUGA
Messenger RNA from Coniophora puteana RWD-64-598 SS2, 360 nucleotides. RefSeq lists its product as uncharacterized. The coding region runs from base 1 to 360 and encodes 119 amino acids. The transcript has 4 exons. NCBI's taxonomy places the organism in Eukaryota, Fungi, Basidiomycota, Agaricomycetes, Boletales, Coniophoraceae. The record is from RefSeq and is a predicted model, not a curated record.